Molecule: messenger RNA, 1449 nt
Organism: Mercurialis annua (annual mercury)
Lineage: Eukaryota; Viridiplantae; Streptophyta; Magnoliopsida; Malpighiales; Euphorbiaceae
Exons: 8
Coding region: 91-1332 (413 amino acids)
Source: RefSeq, a predicted model, not a curated record
GCCAAAAAGAAUUGACAAGAAAAGAUAAUCAAACUCUAUUUCUUGCAGACAACAACAUACAAACUCAUCAUCAAGCAAUCAAUAUAAAACAUGGGUGGCGAUGGAGUCUCUGGUUUUCCAAUUGUUGAUGAAGAUUGCUUGGUACUCCAAAAUGGCGAUCCUCUUCUCAGCAGGAAAGUUGAAGAUACAAGUUAUGGAUUGGUGUUUGGAGAAGUUGAAGAAGUGGAUGGUACAGUUUCUCCAUUUUCAUUGGAAUUUGAAGCUAAUAAGAGACAGAGUUGCAAAGCUCUUAAGGAAAUGUUGCUGAGCUAUGAUGAGUUACAGGGGAGAGUUCAUAGCUUGAAUGAGGCUAAGACUAAAAUCUUGAGUUAUACACCGGGCGGAUGGAUGGAGAAGGUAGGUGGUAUGGAAUUAAGUAGCUAUAAAGUGCCUAAAACUACUACUCUCUUACUGGUUGGUCCAAAGGGGUCUGGAAAAAGCAGUCUAGUUAACAGAAUAUCGAAGGUGUUUGAAGAUGAUAAGUUUGCACCCGAAAGAGCACAAGUAUCAUAUAACUAUUCUGCAGGAGAUGGAACCUACUUUCUUCAGGAGUAUAGAGUCCCUAGAGGCUCGGCUUCUUUCUGUCUUUAUGACACUCGUGGUUUGUCAGAUGACUCUGCUUAUAACUCUGAAAUGCUUAAAGAUUGGAUGACAAAAGGUGUCUGUCACGGGGAACUAAUAAUCAGAUCAUGCGAUAAUUCAAGUUUAAGGGAAAGAAUGCAUUGCAAAGCACGUGGGAAUGGUGGUCGAUCCAGUGAGAUCAGGAUGGUUAACUUUGUAAUAUAUGUUGUUAGCGGGCUUGAAGUUUUGAAAUCCAUGGACAGUAAAACUGAAGAACAUAAUGGAUAUGCACAGAUGAUUGCUACAACUUUCAAUUGUCCGUACCUGUCAUUUAAAGAUGCUAGACCUGUUGUGGUUGUCACACAUGGUGAUCUACUUUCGCUUCCUGACCGUGCUCGCGUCCGCAUGCAGUUGGGAGAGCUACUCGGUGUUCCACCUACAAAACAAAUCUUUGACAUUCCAGAAAGCUGUGAUCCUUUGACUGAGUUAACGAUCAUCGACAUGCUGCGUUAUUCCCUUGAGCAUGCUGAUAAAAACUUGGCUCACAAGGACUGGGUUGCAGAAAAGGUUCAUAGAAGCAGAAGAUCAUCUGCAUGUGUAUAUCUAAUCAUAAUCCUUGGAAUUGCCAUUAUAUUAAUCAACCGACAAGCUGUACGCAUUCGUCGUGCCCCUGAACCAGAACCAGAAGAUAGUAUAGAAUGGCAUACUAUAAGGCACAUAUGGUCGGAGUAGAAUUAACUGCAGAUAUCUGGUUUAGUGCAUUUCAGAGAAAUGUGAAUAGUUUUUGUACAUAAGUGACUUUUUAUACAAUCUACAAAGCCAUUGCACAUGUAUAUAACGUUGUAAACA